Molecule: messenger RNA, 581 nt
Organism: Cladocopium goreaui
Lineage: Eukaryota; Dinophyceae; Suessiales; Symbiodiniaceae
Source: the annotation of a GenBank genome assembly
AUGGCCAGGACUUUGAUGGUCGGAAGGUUCUUCCAUGAAGCGCGAGAAGCGACGGAGUCGGCCGCGUGGUUGGGCCACCAGCUGGGCUUCAGGACCAUUGAAGAAAGUGCCAAGUCCAUGUUGCAAGAGAUCGAGGUGCGCGAAGCCGAUCGAGCCGAUCGAGCUGAUCGAGCCGAUCGAGCGCCGAACCUGCGAAGGUCGCGGAUUCCGGAGAUGCCCACGGUGCCCAAGAUGGAUCUUCAGGCUCUGGAUGUAGAGGUGCUGCGAGGGGUGAUCCAGCAGUUCGUUCAAGUCUUAAUCGCGCACGACGAGAACAUCGACCCGGAGAGACCUUUGAUGGAGCUUGGCCUCACAAGUCAACACGCCGUAGUGCUGCGGGACCAGCUGGCAAAGGUCCUACCAGGCCUCUCACCGCCGUUGCCAGUCACUUUGAUCUACGACUAUCCUUCCAUUGCCGCCAUCACUCGUCUGGUGGACCAUUCCAGUGCUGGCACUGGAUCAGCUGGAUCAACUGGAGCACAGGCAAGUUCCGCAAGGCCAACUGAGCGCUGACUCAUGCAUGGCUAGUGCAGAUAUCUGAU